Molecule: messenger RNA, 1245 nt
Organism: Phaedon cochleariae (mustard beetle)
Lineage: Eukaryota; Metazoa; Arthropoda; Insecta; Coleoptera; Chrysomelidae
Source: the annotation of a GenBank genome assembly
GAGAGCAGCGAGAGAGGUCGCUCAGUUGAUGGCUCAAAUCUUCAGGUGGUAAUCGAGUGGCAGUGUUAAACGACCGUCGGAAAUCGCAGCACGUGGUGCAGUGGACUGUUCAACAGGUGGAUUGUGUGCGCGAAGUGAGCUCUGGAGGCGGUUGUUUGUGAUUUAAGGGAUUCAUAUGGACUCUUGAUUGUUGUGUGGACGGUGCUAACAUAGGACUUAAAAAUGAAUCAGAAGUGCAGAGUUUGUGGUGAACCAGCAGCAGGAUUUCAUUUUGGCGCAUUCACAUGUGAAGGCUGCAAGUCAUUCUUCGGCCGUUCCUACAACAACCUCAGCUCGAUCUCCGAAUGCAAAAACAACGGCGAGUGCAUCAUCAACAAGAAGAAUCGCACAGCCUGUAAAGCCUGCCGCCUCAGGAAAUGCCUAAUGGUAGGCAUGUCCAAAAGCGGGUCGCGCUACGGCAGAAGGUCCAACUGGUUCAAAAUCCACUGUCUGCUGCAGGAACAACAACAGCAGCACCAGCAACACCAACAACACCAGCAGCACCAGUCGAACAUGAACAACGUGGCACAAUCAAUGAAACCGCCCCAGAAAACACCACCCUUGCCGCACCCCUCCAUGGGCAUGGGUCUACUGGGCAUGAGCUUCCCCCCACCAUUCCUACACCUCCCCAAAACCAAGGAGGAGCUGAUGCUCCUAGGGCUGGAUGAAUAUAAGCACUCAGCUUCGCCUUCGGUCAGCUCUCCUGAAUCCCAUAACUCAGAUUCUUCUGUAGAAGUUAGUGACGCUAGACGCCUACCGUUGAUCCCUGGCUUGUUGCCCCCUACUUUCCUGCCACCUCCUGGCUUCCUCUUUCCUCCUGGCUACUCCCCUCUGUACCCAGGGCUUCUGCAACCUGCCAACAACAAUAACAGACUCAUGAGGAAUCACAACCCUGGCGUCGAAGCUUUCAACAAGCGGAUAUUCUUGGAUGCCGUGCUGCAAUCGCAACGUACUCCAACCCCUGAGGAAAUCGAGCAUCCUGCACCUACCGAGUCGCCUAUCCAAGAAGACCCUAUUGACCUCAGUAUGAAGACCAACAGCGAUAGAGGGUCUUCUCCUGCGCAUAGCGACCAAUCAGGUUCUAUAGACACUGAGAGGAAUAACGGGAGUGAGGCUGAUGAAGAGAGCGAUUGUGAUUCUGAGAGGGAACUGAAGAGGAUAAAGUUGUUGAGGCCGACGCCUUUGGAUCUUACCACGAAGGUGUGA